Messenger RNA from Rhinopithecus roxellana (golden snub-nosed monkey), 2680 nucleotides. RefSeq names its product phospholipid scramblase 1 (gene PLSCR1). Bases 838 to 1815 code for a protein of 325 amino acids. NCBI's taxonomy places the organism in Eukaryota, Metazoa, Chordata, Mammalia, Primates, Cercopithecidae. The transcript is spliced from 10 exons. The record is from RefSeq and is a predicted model, not a curated record. Gene Ontology annotation, molecular function: phospholipid scramblase activity. Gene Ontology annotation, cellular component: plasma membrane. Gene Ontology annotation, biological process: plasma membrane phospholipid scrambling.
CUCCAAAGUCUUAGUUAACAGAGUUAGAAAAAAAUCAGAUUGUAUUUGAAGUUCUGUGUUCAUCCUGGAGUAAUUAUUAUUCCAAUGGUACAAUAUGCAAUAUAACUUUAAUGCAUUUUUUGGUAUAGCAUAAAGAUUUUCUCUUUCUCUGACGUAUUUCUGAAAAUAAAAACAAAAUAAGUGGGGUAGAAGGCAUUAUUUAUGAAUUAUCAUGCUAAAUUAAUUAACUCAUUAAUUAAUUUAUUCAGGGCACACCCAGUUAUUCCCCAAACUGAGUGACAUGUAUCUUGUAAUAGACUCAUUAACCUUGAGAAAACCCAAAGGAUCAUUAUAACAGCAAAUAAGAAUGUAGGCAUCCACAUAGUGGAUGACUUUAAUGACCUGGCACACAGUGUUUUAUCUACUUGGCACAUGUACAGGUACAAGGAACACUUAACAUUUUGCACCAGAGCUUAUUACAUACCUUUUUUUAAUGCUUUAGGUAUUACAUAAAUGCUAAAAUUCUAAAACCUGUAGUAAAGCAAAGACCCAGAUUUUAUACUGCAGUAGUUUUGCCAGUAGGUCUCAUCCUCACUAACUUAUAUUUUAAGAUGAAGAACAAUGUAAGCAAGUGGGAAGAAAAAGAGCCAAUAUGAAGAAAUUGUCAUUGUUUUGAAAUCUUCUUUUCCUUUCCUGUAUUUCUGUGCAAGAAGAGAAUCAUCUCUGACCUUGUGAAAGGCAAAUACCAUGUAUAUUCAAGGCUUUAGAAUGUGUUCACCAUCAUGAGCUGACCAACAAUUUCUAAAUUCCUGCUCAGAAACACAGCAAGGGGAAUGCAGUCAAGCACAAAGGGAUUAAAUGACCAGAACUGUUUUAAUCAUGGACAAACAAAACACACAGAUGAAUGCUUCUCACCCGGAAACAAACUUGCCAGUUGGGUAUCCUCCUCAGUAUCCACCGACAGCAUUCCAAGGACCUCCAGGAUAUAAUGGCUACCCUGGGCCCCAGGUUGGCUACCCACCCCCACCAACUGGCCAUUCAGGUCCUGGCCCAGCUGGCUUUCCUGUCCCAAAUCAGCCAAUGUAUAAUCAGCCAGUAUAUAAUCAGCCAGGUGGAGCUGCAGGGAUACCAUGGAUGCCAGCACCACCACCUCCAUUAAACUGUCCACCUGGAUUAGAAUAUUUAAGUCAGAUAGAUCAGGUACUGAUUCAUCAGCAAAUUGAACUUCUGGAAGUUUUAACAGGUUUUGAAACUAAUAACAAAUAUGAAAUUAAGAACAGCUUUGGACAGAGGGUUUACUUUGCAGCAGAAGAUACUGAUUGCUGUACCCGAAAUUGCUGUGGGCCAUCUAGACCUUUUACCUUGAGGAUUAUUGAUAAUAUGGGUCAAGAAGUCAUAACUCUGGAGAGACCACUAAGAUGUAGCAGCUGUUGUUGUCCCUGCUGCCUUCAGGAGAUAGAAAUCCAAGCUCCUCCUGGUGUACCAGUAGGUUAUGUUAUUCAGACCUGGCACCCAUGUCUACCAAAGUUUACAAUUCAAAAUGAGAAAAGAGAGGAUGUACUAAAAAUAAGUGGUCCAUGUGUUGUGUGCAGCUGUUGUGGAGAUGUUGAUUUUGAGAUUAAAUCUCUUGAUGAACAGUGUGUGGUUGGCAAAAUUUCCAAGCACUGGACUGGAAUUUUGAGAGAGGCAUUUACAGAUGCUGAUAACUUUGGAAUCCAGUUCCCUUUAGACCUUGAUGUUAAAAUGAAAGCUGUAAUGAUUGGUGCCUGUUUUCUCAUUGAUUUCAUGUUUUUUGAAAGCACUGGCAGCCAGGAACAAAAAUCAGGAGUGUGGUAGUGGAUUAGUGAAAGUCUCCUCAGGAAAUCUGAAGUCCGUAAAUUGAUUGAGACUAUCUAAACUCAUACCUGUGUGAAUUAAGCUGUAAUGCCUGUAGCUCUGAUUGUAUACUUUUGCUUUUCAAAUUAUAGUUUAUCAUCUGUAUAACUGUUUAUAGAGGUUUUUGUACAUUUUUUAAUACUUAUUGUGAAUUUGAGAAAAAGGACAUCUGAGUUUUUGCAUUUAUUAAUGAAACUUCCUGUGAAAAACUGCUUUGAAUUAUGAUCUCUGAUCCACUGUCCAUUUUACUACCAAAUAUUAACUAAGGCCUUAUUAAUUUUUAUAUAAAUUAUAUUUUAAAUCUAGUUACAAUUUAUUUCAUGCAUAAGAGCUAAUGUUAUUUUGCAAAUGCCAUAUAUUCAAAAAAGUUCAAAGAUAAUUUUCUUUACUCUUAUGUUCAAAUAAUAUUCAAUAUGUAUAUUAUCUUUAAAAAGUUAAAUGUAUUUUUUUAAUCUUCAAGAAAUUAUGCUACACUUCACUUCUCCCAGAAGCUAAGCUGUGCCAUAAAUGAUACAUUCAUAUUCAUGAGAUAUUAAAUUACCAAUUUUUAAAUUAUUGUUAGUAAAGAACAAAAUGAUUCUUGUCCAAAGAAAGGCACAUUUUAAACACUCUUUCACUCUAAAACUCAUACUAUUAUAACUUUUGAAAGUUAAUAUUUAUAUAUGAAAUGUAUAGCUUUUAUACUCUAUCCUUUCUAGAAAAUGGUAAUUGAGAUUACUCAGAUGUUAAUUAAAUAUAAUAUUAUAUAUAUAUAUUCACAGAAAAUAAACCUAAAUAAUGAUCUAUUAGAUUCAAAUAUUUGAAAUAAAAACUUGAUUUUUUUGUA